AUGGAGACAAGCGCGCAACAAGAUAACAUGAUCAAAGACACCACAGACUCAGACGUGACGGACAAAGCCACUACAAAGAAAGUCAACAUGACAGAAGAGACCACUGCCAAGAUCACAAAUGACGGCACUUUGACCGUCGACAAGGAGAAACUGGCCCAUGAUGCUUUCAAAACUCUGCUUAAUACCCUUAAGCAAAAGUCCAGAUUACACAAAGAGCGGUGCCCAGCCUUGGUAGCUGCCUUGACAGCAAGGAAAGCCGCAUGGCUAGCAGUCGAACAGCAUAAGCUCGUCGCCCGUUUGGAUCUCCAAGUCAUCGACCUCGACAGACUGCAAUCGCUUGACGAUCAUACCAGGUUCAUGGCUCUCGACACGACCUUCAUCAAACGUAGAACAGAGUUCCACGUCCUCAUGAGAGGGGAAGUUGAACUCCUUGAUGAGAUGAUCAAACUUCAGAUGGUAAUCCGAAGAGACCAUUCCGAUCGACUGGAGCAGCUAGAUGCUAGAGUGAAGGAGGAAUUCGAAAGCAAUGAAGCGUACUUCCUGAGCUUCCAAAGACGUAUGUCCAGGGCCAUAAGAAUAAUGAUGACAGAAAAGAGAUACCAUUAA
Aureobasidium pullulans EXF-150 is the source of this 606-nucleotide messenger RNA. RefSeq lists its product as uncharacterized. The transcript is spliced from 2 exons. The record is from RefSeq and is a predicted model, not a curated record. NCBI's taxonomy places the organism in Eukaryota, Fungi, Ascomycota, Dothideomycetes, Dothideales, Saccotheciaceae. The coding region runs from base 1 to 606 and encodes 201 amino acids.